AUGUUAGUACAUCAAGGUGCAUCCGCUUCAAUCGAUCUAUCGAUCUGGCUCAUAAAACGACCAUUAAGUGCCCUAAAGAUCCGCUCUUUAUUGCUGCGUGAUACUCACAUGAUGUUAGUUGACGACAGGCUCGUGUACAAGGGGAGGCUACGCACAUCCUGCCCAUUGUCCACCUGCGGCCACAAGGUCGUAAUUUACUUUUGUCCACUUCAUUUGAUCAGCCAGUAUUUUUCUACUUCUUUGUUUUUCUUUCCUUUACCAUAUUUUCUUUCUUUUUUUCUUUCUUUUCCUCUUUUUUCUUCCUUUUCUUUCUUUUCCUUUUUUUCUUUCUUUUCCUUUUUUUCUUUUCCUCUUUUUUCUUUUCCUCUUUUUUUCUUUCUUUUCCUUUUUUCUUUUCCUCUUUUUUCUUUCUUUUCCUCCUUUUUUCUUUCUUUUCCUUUUUUUCUGUCUUUUCCUCUUUUUUCUUUCUUUUCCUUUUUUUCUUUUUUUCCUCUUUUUUUCUUUCUUUUCCUUUUUUCUUUUCCUCUUUUUUCUUUCUUUUCCUCCUUUUUUUCUUUCUUUUUCUCUUUUUUUCUUUCUUUUCCUCUUUUUUUCUUUCUUAGCCAUGAUCUCAUUUUUUCUUUCUUUUCCCUUUCUAUUUUUAUUUCCUACACCAUGGUUUCUUUUUUAUUUCUUUUGCCCUUCUUUUUCAUUUUUUCUUCUAUAAUUGCUUUUUCUUUCUUUUCUCCUUAUUUUUCUUUCCUCUUCCAUAGUUUCUUUUUUCCUUUCUUUUCCUCUUUUUUUUCCUUUUCCCUUUCUAUAUUUAGUUCCUACUUUAUGUUUAUUUUCUUCUUUCUUUCCCCUUUCUUUUUUCUUUCUUUUUCUAUAAUUUCUUUUUUCUUUCUUUCCCCUUUCUUUUUUCUUUCCUUUUCUAUAAUUUCUUUUUUCUUUCUUUCCCCUUUCUUUUUUUCUUUCCUUUUCUAUAAUUUCUUUUUUCUUUCCUUCCCCUUUCUUUUUUUCUUUCCUUUUCUAUAA
This is a messenger RNA of Acanthosepion pharaonis, 1014 nucleotides long. NCBI's taxonomy places the organism in Eukaryota, Metazoa, Mollusca, Cephalopoda, Sepiida, Sepiidae. The record is from the annotation of a GenBank genome assembly.